This is a messenger RNA of Pyrenophora tritici-repentis Pt-1C-BFP, 666 nucleotides long. NCBI's taxonomy places the organism in Eukaryota, Fungi, Ascomycota, Dothideomycetes, Pleosporales, Pleosporaceae. The record is from RefSeq and is a predicted model, not a curated record.
AUGGCGGCCGCAGCAACAAAGGUUGCACUCGUCACGGCAGGGUCUAAUGGCCUCGGCGCUGCGAUUGCAAGAUGCCUCGCAUUAGAAGGGGACAUGUCCGUUGUCAUCAACUUCCAUUCAGAUUCAUCCCGAGCCGAUGCCCUCGUCCAACAGCUUACACAAAUGCGCAAGCGAGUGAAUGGCUCCGCCGCGCCGCAGUUUGCCGCGAUAAAAGCAGAUAUGGGCCAGCGAAAUGAGAUUCGCCGACUGGUCACUGAGACGGUUCAACAGAUGGGACACCUAGAUGUAGUCAUUUCAAAUGCAGGUUGGACGCGAGUGACAGACUUUUCGGAUCUCCAGCAGGCCGACGAUGAGGCGGACUGGGAUCGCUGCUUCAACAUGAACGUCAAAAGUCACUUCUUCCUUUUUCAAGCCUGCAGAGAGCAUCUUGAGAAGAGCGAGGGUGCAUUCAUUGCUACUGCAAGCGUAGCAGGAGUUACUCCAAGCGGGAGUUCGUUAGAUUGGGGCCGCCAGUUUUCGGAAGAGAAGCUCAACUCGGUGCAAGAGAGGAACGCGUUGAAACGGUUCGCUACAAUUGAGGAUGUUGCUCAGCAAGUAAAAUACCUUGCUUUGGCCAAAUCAGUCACUGGCCAAAUUGCUGUUAUCGAUGCGGGAUUCUCGUUGUGA